Molecule: messenger RNA, 3080 nt
Organism: Saccostrea cuccullata (small rock oyster)
Lineage: Eukaryota; Metazoa; Mollusca; Bivalvia; Ostreida; Ostreidae
Exons: 10
Coding region: 343-2649 (768 amino acids)
Molecular function (GO): zinc ion binding; mRNA binding
Source: RefSeq, a predicted model, not a curated record
CACUUCCGGCCAAUACACCACAUUGUGCAAUAUUUUAUGACCUUAUUCUGCUUUCUGAUAGCAGUAUAAAUAGGACGUCAGAUAUUCAGUAGACCAAAAGCCCUUUGGGCGUCCAGCGUUCCAGAACAACCUUCUUUACCAAGUUUUCUUUUUUCACUGAGUGUAAGCUCACCUGUCGAGCUUGCACACUCUCAAGUCCCAACAACGGUGUUAGGCGGAGUUUAUUCUAAAAACUUAUCGAUUUCCAUAAAACUGUUGGAAGAAGACUCAAUUCGUGGUAAGGAAUUUACAACAAACCUGUUCUACGAGCAAAAAUCUUCAUCUGAAGUCGGUUAUCGUAGUAUGCUAAAUAGAUCAAAACCACUUUGUCAAUAUUUUAAUACGAAAAGUGGUUGUAAAUUCAAAGAGAACUGUAAAUUUUUGCAUCCUUCUCCAACAAGCAUUUCUAGUCCAUCAUUAUCAGAUAAUCAAGAAAAUGGAGCGCCAGUAAACGAGCAGCUAGAAGCCGACCUUCUUUCUACUGCUGUUUCUCAGUUGUCUGUAAGCAACCAGAAUCAUGAGGCAGUAAACAAGGAAAAGGACACAACACAAAAACUCUGUUUUAAUUUUGAAAAACAUGGAAAUUGCAGAUAUGGGAACAAAUGUCGUUUUCUUCAUGCAUUGCCAAAGAAAACGCAUAAUAAGGCACAAAAAUCUGACAGAACUUUGAAAUCUGAUGGGAAUGAUUCUAGGAAGAGAAAUGGGAAUCAGCAGACCCAAGAAAGAAAGCGAACUUGUCACUACUAUCAAGCAGGCCAUUGCCAGAAGGGAAAUGAUUGCAGAUUUUAUCAUUCAGAUGAAGUCGGUAAAGGAGACAUCUCAGAUGCCAUCUUAGCAGAGGACAAGAAACAAGUAAAGAAAGAAAAGGAUGGUUGUAAUGAAGCAGUAUCAGCAGGCCACACCAAUGGCAGAAAGGGGCCAAAAAAGGUUCCAUUAGCAGCUGGCCAGAGAAAAGUGGUACCCAGACCAGUCCAGCCUGUGAAGGAAUUUAAGAGAGAUAGCUUAAGUGAAAAUGAGGUUGAACAGCUCCGAUUGACAGAAAUUGAACAACUGAAAAAGAGACUUGCAUCGUCUAAUGUAGAAGUCAUUACUGACAGUAAAGACAACUUCUGUGUUCAGUUUGACUUUUCAUCUAGUGACCCAGACUGGCCAUAUGAUGUGGAAGUAUUCACUCUUCAAGUCACCAUACCAAAUGAAUACCCUCUGGAGAUGUUUGUUGUUAGACUACCUGAUGAGCAGAAUUUACCAGAAACAGUACGAAGGUACAUAGAAGCUUCUCUUGAAGACUGGGUAAAUACAAAACAGGCAGAGUUGAUAAGUGCUGGAGUAGUUAGACUGGAAUUUCGACCUUUCCUGAAAUGGUUGGACAGGAGUCUGGAAUCUAUUGUGACAGGUGCUCUAAAACAGUUAAAGAAGGAACUGGAAGCCAGAGCAGCAGGACUACAGUUUAUUCCAGCCUCCAAACUACAAGAAAAAGUAAAAUCAGCAGGAAGUGAUGAGGAUCAGGAGGAAAAUGAGGAGGAGGAAGAGGAGGGUGAGGAUGAAAGCAUGAUGUUUAAAGGAGUGGCCUACAGGAAGACUGAUGAGGACUUAGUGUAUACAGGACCACAACAGGAUGUGGAAUCUUCAGAAGAAGAGGAGGAGGAUUUAAUUGAGUCUGCCAUUACUACUGACAACAAACCAGAGAAAGAUGAAAGGCGGGGGACAGAAAUCAAGCUAAGGAACCUGACACUGAAAGACAACGCUUCAACACUUACCUGUAGUAAUAUAAAAAUCAUCAUUCAGUGUGCUCGCUGCAAAAACAAGAUGGAUGUCAACACACCCUCCGGGAGACCUAACUUGGUGACCUGUUUAAAAUGCAGCUACCCUCAGGUUUUGACCUUUCGAUCAGCAAUCAUGCAUCAGUUCUCGUCUGUAGUUGGCUAUCUGGAUUUAGAUGGAUGUCUUCCAUUUGAUGUUAUCCUUCAGGACUGUGUGUUUAAGCUAGGAUGCUUCAGCUGCAACAAAGAAAUGAAAGCCAAGAGUAUGGCUUUUGGACAAGUUACAGAGACAUGGUGCUCUACAUGUCACGGAAAAAUGAAAGUGUCAGCAGAGUCGGUCAAGUUUGCCCAACUUCUUCCUUCAGAGCCAGAAACAGAUGAGAAGAGUUUGCAUAAAGUUCCAGUCUUAAAGCCAAAGAAAAAUUUGAAAGAACCAGAGAUCCAACUAGGUCGCCCACUGCCUGAGGAUGGGACAUGUAAACAUUACAAGAAAAGUUUUCGAUGGUUCAGGUUCCCCUGCUGUGGUAAGUGUUACCCAUGUGACAUCUGCCAUGAGAUGAAGGAAGGGGACCAUGAGAUGCUGCUGGCCACCAGAAUGAUCUGUGGACACUGUUGUAAGGAACAGCCUUUUGCAUUGGAUAAAGCCUGUGUGGCAUGCAAAAAGUCAAUGACUCAAGUCCGCACUGCAUUCUGGGAAGGGGGUAAAGGAUGCAGAGACAAGUCUAAAAUGAGCAGGAAUGAUGUUCAGAAAUAUUCUGGACAAUCAAAGACUGUAUCCAGAAAGGCUCAAGAGAAAUUAAAGUCAUCCACAGCAAAGAAAAACACCAAGCUACGACACAGCAGCAACUAAUACAAUAACAUUGUUUCUUUAAAACCUGAUACACAUGGGUAAAAUUUCAGUAAAGUGCUUUGAAAGAAGAUUUUACUUUAUACAGUUGAUGCCAUGCAUCUAGAUGCAAUAUAACAUUUGCAAAAUAUGUUUUAGGACAAAUCUAAUCUAAAUCUAAUGUAUAUACAUAUACCAGUGUGACAAAAAUAUCUUGUUUUGUAGUUUGCAUUUUCAAUACUGAUAAUUUAUUUAAAUAUUGAAUGCCAAAUAAUUGGAAAAUAAUAGUAAUUAAAAAUGAAAUUACUGAAUACCUAAGUAGCAAUGUACAGUAAACCCAACAUAACUGCUGAUUUUCAUAUGUUUAUAUUGAUUUAAAAUAGUUAUAUUUUUAAUAUCAUGUUUAAUUAAGAAACACUUUUGAUAAAUGUAUUUGUUGUGAAAAUAUUUUUGAA